ACGUUUCGUAUUCUCUGCCUACUUUGGUUAGCCUUUACUCAGCACUUGCGUUCGUUAAGUUACCAAGUUUUUCGUUUCCAAACUUUCGAUUAGUUCCGUAGAGUCAAGCCGAUUUGUUGUCAAUUCACUGCACCGUAUAUUUUUUAAAAGCUUUCCUAUACAUUCGAUUUUGGUUCUGACAGCUGUAACUGUUGGACAAAGUGAUUUAACCAUCCAGCACUCUCCCCCACAUAUUACUGCAGAAGUCUUCCACAGUACUGUUUCUCAUCUGCACAGGCAUUGUCAUCCGCAUCAGCAUCGUCACCUCAUCUUGACAAUUUAGGACCUCCUCAGCAGCAAAGACGGAGUUGGACGAUCAGUUGGAAGAAGCCGGCCUCAUGAACGGAAUGGAGGGCGGCGGCGGGGGUGGACAACAGAACGGUGGCUGCGAAGACUCGAAGACGAAUCUGAUUGUCAACUACCUGCCCCAGACAAUGACACAAGAAGAAAUCCGAUCACUAUUUUCCUCCAUCGGCGAGGUUGAGUCUUGCAAACUCAUCCGAGACAAGGUUACAGCAGGCCAGAGUCUAGGCUACGGAUUUGUGAACUAUGUUCGGCCAGAAGAUGCAGAAAAAGCCAUUAACACAUUAAAUGGCUUGCGUCUGCAAAACAAAACAAUAAAGGUGUCGUAUGCCCGUCCGAGCAGCGAAGCCAUAAAGGGUGCCAACCUGUACGUGAGCGGCCUGCCAAAGACCUUCACUCAACAGGACCUGGAGGCACAGUUCUCCCCGUUCGGGCGCAUCAUCACCUCGAGGAUAUUGUGUGAUAACAUCACAGGUAAUAGUGGCGGUCUCUCCAAAGGCGUUGGCUUUGUCCGCUUCGACCAAAGAAUGGAAGCAGAGCGAGCCAUCAAGCACCUCAACAACACAAUUCCGGAAGGAGCCACUGAUCCGAUCACAGUCAAGUUCGCUAACAAUCCCAGCAACAACGUGAAGGCCCUGGCGCCCCUGGCAGCCUACCUGUCCCCCCAGCGUAGGUUCCCAGGGCCCAUCCACCACCCUGCAAACCGCUUCAGGUAUUCUCCCCUCGCUGGAGACCUUUUGGCCAAUCCUCUGCUAGCAGGCACAGCCAUCAAUGGAUCUGGUUGGUGCAUCUUCGUGUACAAUUUGGCCCCAGAUACAGAGGAAAACCUCUUGUGGCAGCUGUUUGGACCCUUUGGAGCUGUGCAAAGCGUCAAGGUCAUCAGAGAUUUGCAGACCAAUAAAUGCAAAGGAUUUGGUUUCGUCACGAUGACCAAUUACGACGAAGCUCUAGUCGCUAUCCAGAGUCUAAACGGAUACACUCUGGGCAACAGAGUCCUGCAGGUGUCAUUCAAGACGAAUAAAUGCAAAUCCUAAAUAUAGAAGGUGACCCAUAAGAUGAAAAUUAAAAAAGAAAUUGGCUACCUCUAUUGUUAAAACAACAAAUAUCCCAGGAUAAUUAUUUAAAACAUUUAUUUAAAACCCACUUUCCUUUUUUACUCUUUUUCAAGAGUAAAUUAUUUCUGCUUAUAUAUUUGGAAAAAAAUCUUUGCAUAAAAUUACCUUUUUUAUAACAUUCAUCAUUACAAUAAUUA
Molecule: messenger RNA, 1594 nt
Organism: Uloborus diversus
Lineage: Eukaryota; Metazoa; Arthropoda; Arachnida; Araneae; Uloboridae
Product: ELAV-like protein 4
Exons: 6
Coding region: 378-1376 (332 amino acids)
Cellular component (GO): ribonucleoprotein complex
Molecular function (GO): RNA binding
Source: RefSeq, a predicted model, not a curated record